CUAAACUGAUGCUCCUAACAAAAUUGGUGCAGAGGAGCAUAUAUCCACAGAGAUGGCGGAUUAUAGUAAUAGGGAGGCAGGUCGGUGGCAGAGGGUCAACUUUCCGGCGAAGCCGCGGGGUUUUGGGACGGUGGUGAAGGCGAACCUGAAGGAGGUGCUCUUCCCGGACGACCCCUUCAGCGAAUUCAAGCAGGGCGGCGGGGAUCCAGCUUCCCGGUGGCGAGCGAUAAGUAAGGGAGUGGUUCGGUAUUUCGUGCCCAUCUUCGAGUGGCUGCCGAGGUACAACCUGAAGCUGUUCAAGUACGACGUUCUAGCCGGAAUCACCAUCGCCAGCCUCGCCAUACCUCAGGGAAUCAGCUACGCCAAACUCGCCAACUUACCUCCAAUCAUUGGACUCUAUUCGAGCUUUGUGCCGCCAUUGAUAUACGCGGUGUUCGGAAGUUCGAAGCAUUUGGCAGUGGGAACGGUGGCGGCUUCGUCGUUGCUCAUAGCCGCCACAAUUGAAGAAGUAGUGAAACCACAAGACAAUUUGGAGCUUUAUGUGAGCUUGGUCUUCACAGCCACUCUUGUCUCUGGUUUGGUCCAGACUCUUAUGGGUGUUUUGAGGUUAGGAAUAUUGGUGGAUUUUUUAUCGCAUUCAACAAUCACUGGGUUCAUGGGAGGAACAGCCGUCCUGAUAUGUUUGCAACAGUUGAAGGGCAUUCUCGGCUUGAAGCAUUUCACAACCCAUACUGAUGUCAUUUCUGUAAUUCGUUCAAUUUUCGCCAAUAGAAAUGAGUGCAAUUGGAAGUCAAUUCUUAUUGGAGUUAUCUUCCUGGCUUUCCUACAAUCAACUAGAUAUUUGAAAAAGAAGAAACCAAGACUAUUUUGGGUCUCAGCCAUAGCUCCAUUGCUGACCGUCGUUGUUGGCUGCUUAUUUGCCUUCUUUGCUCAUGCGGACAAACUUGGGAUCCAAACUGUGGGAGAGCUAAAGAAAGGAAUAAACCCUCUUUCCAUACAAAAGUUGAACUUUGAUCCUAAGUACAUAUCUGCACCUAUUAAAGCAGGAACCAUCACAGCCAUGAUAGCUCUUGCAGAAGGAAUAGCAAUUGGAAGAAGUUUUGCCAUCAUGCAAAAUGAACAAAUUGAUGGUAAUAAGGAGAUGGUUGCCUUUGGACUGAUGAACAUUAUUGGCUCUUUCACCUCUUGCUACUUAACCACUGGUCCGUUCUCGAAAACAGCGGUGAAUUACAACUCAGGAUGCAAGACAGCCAUGUCAAAUGUUGUAAUGUCCAUAUGCAUGUGUCUAACCUUAUUGUUCCUUGCCCCAGUCUUUAGCUACACUCCUCUUGUCGCGCUCUCGGCGAUCAUUGCAUCGGCUAUGAUCGGACUGAUCAAGUGCAAGAAGUUCUACUAUCUAUACAAGACAGACAAAUUUGAUUUCUUGAUUUGUAUGGUGGGGGCACUUGGUGUUGUCUUCAUUAGCAUGACCUACGGCCUCGCCUUAUCGAUAGGACUGGCUUUAGUUAGGGCACUUCUAUAUAUAGCAAGGCCUCCUUCCUGCAAGCUUGGAAAGAUGCCAGAGACUGGAGUAUUUUGUGAUGUUGAACAAUACCCAGGUGCAAUUGGAACCCCAGGCAUUUUAGUUUUGCAACUUGGUUCUCCAUUGUACUUUGCAAAUGCGAAUUACGUUAGGGAAAGAAUUUUAAGAUGGAUCAGGGAUGAACAAGACGUUUCGAAAUCUAAAGGACCACACAUUGAAUAUCUACUGCUAGAGUUUGGAGCCAUUACCUCAAUUGACAUAACGGGCGUUGAAACUUUGCUUGAAAUCAGAAGAUGUUUAGAAGCAAAAGGAAUUAAGAUGAUUCUGAUCAACCUGAGACUUGGGGUGAUGGAGAAGUUGAUACUAACAAAGUUUAUGGAUGUGAUUGGUAAGGAGUCUGUUUUCUUAUCAAUUGAAGAUGCAAUUGAUGCUUGCAACUUUGCAAUGAGAGCUAUUUCAAGUUAAUUCAAUUGAAAACCAAGCUUGUAUAUUGUAUGACAUAGGCCCAAAAAGUGGAGGAUAGGUGUCUUUUGUACAUAUGUUUUAUAAUUGAUGUCCAAAAGUUUUUAUUCUUCCUAUUCUUCCUAUUAUGCUUAUAAGUCAUAGAUAUAAUUUAUGUCAGUAUGUGUUAGUGCUAAUGUGUAGUCAGGUACGUAGAUUUUAUCUCCAAGCAUGUAUAUAUAGUCAUAUAAGUAUUAUAAAUUAAUAAUACUCCGUAUAUUUUAUGUCAAUUUAACUUUUUUUUAUCAUCAAAA
Molecule: messenger RNA, 2277 nt
Organism: Cuscuta epithymum
Lineage: Eukaryota; Viridiplantae; Streptophyta; Magnoliopsida; Solanales; Convolvulaceae
Source: the annotation of a GenBank genome assembly